Molecule: messenger RNA, 494 nt
Organism: Aspergillus japonicus CBS 114.51
Lineage: Eukaryota; Fungi; Ascomycota; Eurotiomycetes; Eurotiales; Aspergillaceae
Exons: 1
Coding region: 101-400 (99 amino acids)
Source: RefSeq, a predicted model, not a curated record
GACCGCCACAGAUCUGUUCGCAGUCCGCAGAUGUUCGGGGCCGGCGGGGCCGUCGGAGCGUGGCUGUGCAGCCCUAUUGAGAGGCCUGAGGCUGCCAGGCAUGCAGAUAGUCGACAGGGAAGAUGUAACUGCACUGUGUAAGGUCUCUCGUCCUCGCUGCAUCCUUGUCGCGUUAGUUAUUCAGUAUCCAAUAGUCUACCCAAUGCUUGCCUACCCGUCAGCAGCUCCCCAUCUAGACCUUCGCAUUGUCUAUCCAUCUAUCCAUACUAUGUGCAUCCAGACCCGAGAACCUGGACAACUCCCUGGCGCUAGAGACACCAGGAUUUGGAAAACACGGACAUUAGCGGCGAUUUCGCUUAUCCCGACCUUUGAUAGGAUCCUAGGAAGUGAAAUAGAUUAAUAUUACGCUGCGUCCUAAGAGCUAGCUGAGGGACUAAGAGGAUAAUGGUGAGGAAUAGCGAUGGAGAUGGAGGAGUGGAGAGGGUCCCAUCCGC